UGAUGGCAGCACUCCAAAUUACAUUUCAAGGAACUAUAAGCAUUGCAACAUGUCACGAGAUGAGCUCAUUGGUAAAAUUUCACAGCAGAGAAAUGUCAUCACCAGUUUGCAAAACCAGAUUGCCCAAACUCAAAGACAGUUUCAACGGGAUUUAUCAGGAAGUGGUGUGACUCUAAGUGCAUGUCAGUCCAUUGAGAUGAGAGAUGCUAUGGCUUUAUGUUCAACCGAAAUGGAGAAAGCCUUCCCAGAUUCCAAUUGCUUUCAAAGACUUUUUUGGAGUGAACAAUUUAAAAGUGUUAACGUGAAAUCAGCUAAAGGAAUGAGAUGGCAUCCCAUGAUAAUUAGAUGGUGCUUGUAUCUUCGACAGAAGUCCAGUGCUGCAUAUGAUGCUUUGAGAGACUCUGGGUUUAUCACUUUACCAAGUGCCAGGACUUUGUUUGAUUACUCUCACUACACUAAAUGUGGUAAUGGUUAUCAACCAGAUGUUUUAAAUAUAUUGAAAUCUGAGGCAGAAAAGAAGGGCAUGUAUAACAAUGAUGAGCCAUGGCGAAAGUACGUUGGAAUACUAUUUGAUGAAAUUCAGGUUAAAUCAGAAUUGGUAUAUGACAAAUACAGUGGUGAAUUAAUAGGAUACUGUAAUUUAGACAAAGUUGGUAACCAGAUGAUGGAACUUGAUAAGAGUAUUAAAGGAACUGAACACUCAGACAUAGCCAAGUACAUGCUUGUUGUAAUGGUGAGGGGUGUAACUUGCGACCUACGGUUCCCAUUGGCCGGUUUUCCGACAACUAGCAUAACAGCAGAUUUUUUGUACCCCAUUAUUUGGAAGGCAGUACGCAUUCUAGAGACCAGCAUUGUUGACCUAAGGGUUUUAUUCAUUACUUGCGACGGUGCGUCAUCAAACAGGAGAUUUUUUAAACUUCACGGAGAGGACAAUGACUUUGUACACUAUGCAGAUAACCCGUACUCAUCUGACAACAGAGUUAUAUAUUUUAUUUCGGACGUACCCCAUCUUAUUAAAACCACACGCAACUGUUUUUGCAAUUCAUUCUCUCAUAAAAAUACUCGAAAAAUGUGGAAAGACGGUAAAGACAUUUCUUGGCUUCAUUUGCUUAAUUUAUUCGAACAGCAUUGCGAACUGUCAUUAUACAGCCCAUGUCCCAAAUUAACAAGAAAACAUAUCGACAUGUCAACAUUUGGGUGCAUGAAGGUGAAUUUUGCUGCACAGGUCUUGAGUUCAACUGUAGCUAAUGCAUUGGAAAUGAUAUAUGGAGACAAUGUCACAGAGACAGUGAACUUUAUAAGGGUUAUGAACCGGUUUUUUGACUGUUUGAAUGUGCGAAGCCUGUACGAAGGUCAUAACAAACGAAAUCCGGAUUUGAAUCCCUACAAUUCUUCAAAUGAUGAAAGACUGAGGUGGUUAAAAGAGGAUUUCCUGAAUUACUUCAGUGAAUGGGAGCAAGCCGUCAUGAAUCGUGUAGGAAAUUUCACUUUGAAAGACCGGAAGGGGAUGCUGCUUAGUCAUCAGACUAUUACUGGACUGAAAAUAAGUGUGCAUUCGAUUGUUGCAAGUGUGAAAUUUUUAUUAAACAGUGGUGCUAAGUUUGUUCUCACUCACUCUUUUAAUCAGGAUCCUCUUGAACAGGAGUUUGGACAUUACCGUCAUAGAGUUGGUGACAACAGUAACCCAACAGUGUAUGAGGUUCGACACAUGAUGAACCAAAUGCGUGCAGUAGGAGCAGUUGCUUUAGCUCCGAAGAGAGGGAAUAUCCACCGAGAGAAUGACGAAAACCGUUUUGUAAUUGACGAUUCAAAGUUACCCAAGAGAUAAGCUUUAGUGGUACAUUAGUAACAAUGUCAUGAUUGCAAUUCUUUUCAAACUUCAAAAAGUUAUGAAUAGUUUUAAUUUAGAUUUUAAUGUUUCCCCAUAUUUUACCAGUAUUCAUGAAGAAUUGCUAAAAGUACAUGAAAGUUCAAAGUAAAUACAAUAUUCUGGAUGUGGAUCUUUUAAAUUCUUGUUUACUAAUAUUUCAUUAUUUAUGAUAUAUACAUGUAUAUGAAGUGUGCCAAUAUAGGAAAACUUUACUUUUGUCCCUAAAUAUACAUGUAUGUUCUUAUGAAUUUAUGUGUAUAUAUAUAUUAUUGUUUUCUGUUUAGUAUUUAAUUAAUAUUAAGAUCCAUUUUGUUACAUUUUGUGAUCAAUUUAUUUGGCAAUCGCCAGUGGCAGUCAGCAGGGUUUAAGAACAUCAGUUGUUCGACCUGUUAGUCAAAUGCGUUUUGUUAAAAUAUACUUUUUCACUUUUUUGGUCUUCUGGAAAAUGUUGUUUGUGCUGUAUUUAGACCCUUCUAAAACGAAAUUUGUUUUACAUGCACACGUAUAAAAAUAGCGGUUUUUAUCCAAAGCAAUCAUAGGUUUGAACGUAGUUUUCAAUUUAGACUUGUAUAUAUAUAUAUAUAUAUAUAUAUAUAUAUAGAUACAAUGGACAAUUCAAAGUUAGACACUUUAAUAAAAUAAAUCUUAUCUUAUCUGUAUAGUGUACAUAUUGUAUAAAGUUCUACUUCUGGACACAAUUUUUAUAAAACAUGUUUUUCAUAGAAAUAAUUUUUUUAUAGUAAAAUUGGUUGUAAAAAACAAAUUGAUUCGUAUUAAAAUGGAAAUAUUUAUUAAGUCAUUUCAACAGCUAUUUUUAGGAUUAUUUUUAGCAGCUAAUCAAAAUGAAAAAAUGUUCACACAAAAAAUGUAAUUAGUACUAGCGAGGAUAAUAAUAAUAUGAUUUUAUUUGUACAUAUACUUUGGACAUAUAUCUAUUAAAUAUAUCUUGAUUUACUGAUUUUGUGUGUGUAAUUUGUGUUGUGUAUAUAUGUAAUAUAUGUUGCGUGUUUGAGAUAAAUAGAUUUAAAUCUAAA
Mytilus californianus (California mussel) is the source of this 2904-nucleotide messenger RNA. RefSeq lists its product as uncharacterized. The transcript is spliced from 2 exons. Lineage: Eukaryota; Metazoa; Mollusca; Bivalvia; Mytilida; Mytilidae. The record is from RefSeq and is a predicted model, not a curated record. Bases 50 to 1828 code for a protein of 592 amino acids.